AUGGCGACGACCGUCUCGGCAACCCCUCCGCAACCAGCGCGACCAGCGCAACCGUCACAAGCAGCGGGCAAGAUGAAACGCCCUUCUCAGCCGGCUUCUCAGUCAGCUGCAAAUUCAGCUCCGGGUAAUUCGUCCUCGACGACUUCUCCCACGAUGUCCAAGAAGACCGCGCCGGGGUCGAAGCAACCGCCGAAUGCUACAGCCAAUGGAACAACUCCCAAUGGUAUCGCGCCGAAAGCGAAUCGUCAGCGGAAAGAUUCGCAGCAAACCAAUGGACGCAUCUCGAAAAAUGCGGGGAGGCGGUUCAGCGGCGAAGGUGGAAAGUCUUCGGGAAGAAAUUCGCCUCCACCUCUAGUGAGAACAACUGCCCACAUCCUCCGAAAGUAUCGUGACGCACCACCGUCUCUAAUUAUUCACCUCCAUCCGACCCACUUUAGAUUUGAUCAGCAAGAUGGUAGCUUCGGAUAUAAUUCCCCUAUGAGAGUCAUUCUUGAGCACAUAAAGGCCCAAACAGUGCCCUACGAUAUGCUCGAGGAGAUGUUCGCCGCGGGAGUUAAGUUUUACGACGGAUGCUUGAUCGUACAGAUCCAUGAUCACAGGUCGGCGACACCAUCGCCCGCGGGAGUAGCUUCUAAUGCGACAAAGGGAGAAAAGAAGACUCCUUUCUCACUGCAUAAUUACAAUGAACACCUAACGCCGUCUCCCUAUGUACCAUUCCCAACGGCAGAUCAAGGAGCAAAGAAGGAGGGUGCAGAUGAGACAAACGUAGCAAAUGUCGAGACUGCCAAAUCUCAGACACAGACAAAUGAUGCUCAACCGGCUGCAGAUCAAGCUCCAGACGGACAAGCAGAUGGCACGGUGCGGGGACCCAAGAUAUACACAACUGUGCUGCAUUCUACCCAACUAUCGCUACACGCAGAGAUGACAAUAUAUGCCACUACCCCUGAUUUGCGGGGAACAGGCAAACGACAAUCACAGGCGCAAGCUGCCAGCGGUGGAGCACAAAGCGGACAACACCCGGCAAAGAGGCAAAAGAUGAUGCUUGACGAUAGAAAUUUUGCAGAUUUUGAGGCAAAGGUAUUACACCACACGCAUUCGCGACUGUUCCUCGACCCAGUAGAGACUCCCUUGGAGGCGCAGAGACUCCUUCAUGCGCUCAGGGAUCCGUUACACUCGAGUCGACCUCCGCCUCCAAAAGUUCGCAAGCGGACUGUCGCAGAACUUGCAGCAGACGAAGCCCAAGCCGCAGAGGAAGAGAGGUUUAUGCUUAUCAUGGACGAGCGUCUUGCUCCUGGCGUUACAGCUGGAGCUGGAGCCAAGGCCGCAGCGGCAGCAGACGGGCAAGCAGGAGCAGGAUCUUUUGAACCUAGAUUUUCCAGAUUCAAGGCACUUGAAAAUAUCAAGAUGCAAUAUGAAGAAAAGGAAAAGAAGAAAAAGGAGAAGGAGUUACAGGAACAGCUCGUCAAACGACAACAGCAGGAACAGCUGGAGCGGGAACGGCGCAAGGAAAUGGAAGAGAAGGCCAGACAAGAGCACCAAAUGCGGGAAAUGCAGAUGCGGCAGCAACAGCAACAGCAAGCUCGGCUUUUACAAGCCCAACAACAACAAGCUGCUCAGGCACAACAGCAACAGCAACAACAGCAACAACAGGCAGCUGUCGCACAGCAGCAACAACAACAACAACAGCAGCAGCAAGCCGCCCAAGCAGCAUCCCACGCCCACCCUCCUCAACAACAUCUCCCACAGCAAAUACCUGCUGGGCAAGGCUCUCCUCCCGUUGUUCGCAAUCAGACCCCUCUCAAUUCUUCUCCGCUGGUGGGAAGCAUGAUGACCGGUGCAGCCAGCGUGCCCAUGAACAUCACUGCCAGCCAAACAGGCGGCAGUCCUCCACGACCUCCAUCUGCGGCACAACAUGCACACCCAGCCGUAGCAGCGGCGAUGGCUCACCAACUGAGCCAGCAACGCAGCCAAGCACCCAGUCGCAACGGUACACCUCAAAUGCCACAUGGCACGCCCAACCUGCAACAAGCCACACCAGUCGUACGACAUGUCACUCCCACUCCGCGUAUGAGCCAAGCCAGCCCUGCCGCUGCAGCUCUAUCCCACACGCCCGUCAUGAACCAAAAUAUUAUGAUGGCAACGCCGCAAAUGCAAAGCGCACACCUAACUCCCCAACAACAAGCCGCUCUCCUCCAACGCCAACAACAACAGCAAUUUAUCCAACAACUCCAGCAGCAACAGCAACAGCAACAGCAGCAGCAAAUGCACGGCUCGCCCACUCAAAUGAAUCAAAUGACACCUCAGCAGUUCGCCCAAUUACAAGCUCAACAGCAGCAACUCCAAGCCCAGCAGGGACAACAACCACAAGGGCAAAUGCCAAACAACUCCCAGCAGCAGCAAUACCAAGCGCAACUCGCCCGCCAAACGGCAGCCAUGAUGAACAGCGUCGCUGCCAACCAACAAGCUGCUGCUGCUGCCGCUGCCGCCGGAAACCCCAACCCCGCUGCGGCGGCUGCAGGGGGUAUGCAGAUGCCUGGUCCUGCCGGCGCUGCACGCACCUUCCAGCAGCAGCAACAGCAGCAACUUCAGCUUCAGGCCCAGAAGAUGCAUUAUCAGCAAAUGAUGCAGCGUCUUGCCCACCAGUACGGGGGUGUCCAAUCCAUCCCCCCGCAACUGAUCCAGCGCGUCAGGCAACAGGCCAUGGGCAUGACCAUGAACCCCCAGCAGAUGCAGCACAUGCUUCAGCAGCAACAGCAGCAGCAGCAAAUGCUGGCACAAAUGGGCCGUGGCAUGAUGCCCGCUGGAGGCAUGCAGGGUAUGGGCGGCAUGGCGGGUAUGCAAGGACAGGGCCAGGGCCAGGGGCGAGGUGUAUAA
Molecule: messenger RNA, 2874 nt
Organism: Xylona heveae TC161
Lineage: Eukaryota; Fungi; Ascomycota; Xylonomycetes; Xylonales; Xylonaceae
Exons: 3
Coding region: 1-2874 (957 amino acids)
Biological process (GO): regulation of transcription by RNA polymerase II
Cellular component (GO): SAGA complex
Molecular function (GO): transcription coregulator activity
Source: RefSeq, a predicted model, not a curated record